This is a messenger RNA of Cuscuta epithymum, 1453 nucleotides long. Lineage: Eukaryota; Viridiplantae; Streptophyta; Magnoliopsida; Solanales; Convolvulaceae. The record is from the annotation of a GenBank genome assembly.
ACGCCUGAGGGUAAGCCAAGUUUAGCUUAGAACGUUGUUGAAGGCCACUGUUCUGAAGCCCUCAAUGGUAUGUUCUUGUAGCUGCGGCAUUGACAUUUUGUAUAAUUAAAUGUAUGAACUGGUCGUUCAUGUUUGUAGCUGUUAUGAAGAUUUUAUAUGUUGUUGAGGGUAAUUGGAAGAAUAUAGGUACAAGUAUGGUUUAACAUUACUUGUGCGAGUUUGGUACUUCCCAAUUUGCCAUUACAACAAUAUACCUUUAAUUUGGUUUGAUGUCAUUAAAGUAUUGCCAUUAUACUUACAUGUAAUGUCCUACACUAUCAUUUGAUUACUUUAAAUUAGGUGUGCUUACAUUUACACAUUACUGUGAAGGUGAACUUUAAUCAACAAAGGGUGAAGAAUACAACUUUUACAGUGCACUACAGUUUCAUGACAAUAUAAUGUUUGAGACAAUGGAGCUACUUGUACACCAUGGUGGCAGCUUCAACUGUAAUUCCAAGAAGAUGUAUGUUGGAGGGGUUCUUGAGACUGUACCUUCAGAUCCUGAUGUAAUAAGUUAUCCCCACUUGAAGAAAUUUUUAGAAGGUCACAGCAAUGCCGCCAUCAAAGGUAUAUUCUUCAAGAAGCCUAAUGCCAAUAUGGAGUCCUUGCAGGAAUUGUGUGAUGAUCACACUGCACUGAAGCUAAUAGAAUUAGCUAGAAGCUGUGGACAGUGUGAGAUCUUUGUAGACCAUGCCCAAGAUGAGCUACACACCCAAACAAAUGUUAUGGAAGCUGAAACUGAAAUUCAUGAUGAACAUGCUGAAGAAAAUCUCAUCAAUGAUGACACAGAUGUUGGCAGUGAUGCUGCAGGUGAUGAAACAGAUGUUGAGGGAGAACAUCAUAGUGAUGGUUCAGAGGAAGACAAUGCGGAUGAUGAAGAAGAUGGGCUACUAAAUGUUGAAGUACUGACCAAUACUACCAUACCAAUGACACAUAAUGAUCCUGAAAUGGAGAAUAUACCUAGUCCUGAGCAUGGGGUUGAGAAUGAGAGUGAAGAUGAUACUGCUGAAUAUGACUCUUCUAACCCACCUAGCUUGCAUUCAGAGGGAGAAGAUGAUGCUCAGUCCAAGAGGCUAGGUUAUGGGAAUGGAUCCUAUAACCCUGAAUCUGAUCCUCCCCACUUUAAGGUUGGCAUGUUGUUUGAGGAUGGUAAGCAAUUUAAAAACGCAAUGAUUAGAUAUGCUGUAUAUCACAAAAGAGAUAUAGUAUUUGUUAAGAAUGAACCUCUGAGAGUGAGACUGAAAUGUGCCAGCAAUUGCCCUUUUGCCUUUACUGGUAGUUGGGAAGCUCACUACAAAUGCUUUCAACUUAAAGUUUGGAAUUCUGAGCAUCUGUGUAACUUGAAGUAAAAGCUUAGAAUAGUAAGUCAGAGUUGGAUUGCUGAGACCUAUGAGGAGAAGUUCACUGAGAAUCC